ACAUAUUUAAAUAUAGCGCCAAAGAGAGCUUCAAUUCGUCGCAUCUAAUUCUUGUUAUCUUUUCCGUUUCUCAAAAUCAUGUUUGGAGGAAUAAUGUUUUACGAGCACGAGGAAAAAGCUAUGAAAAUGCUUGUGAAAGAAACAAUUUGGUACCAUAAUUAUGAAAAAUUAAUGUGUAAAAUUUUUGACAUGGAACAUCUCACCGCGGAACAACAUCAUAUACUCACGGUGGCUAUCCUUGGAUGCGGUAUUGCCAUGGGUGCGUUGGGUGAUAUCUUGUCAUUGGUUGAAAUGAGGCAGUGGUGCAACAGCCAGGACAAUUUGUCUCUCUUGCUCAAGCAAUUCAGAUCAAAGUUUUACUAUGAGCUUUCCGAAACUGCUGAUGAGGUUACACUGUUUAAAAGCUACUUUGAGGCUUUUAAAGAAGACGCAGAACGUCUAGGCACAAAAUCUAUUGAUGACAGCUAUGCGUUUCUGGGCUAUGAUAAUUUUAAGAUUGAAGCUUUAUUUGAAUCGACAAGCGUGUGCACUGUUGUGCAGAACGAGAAUACGGACGUCAUCACUAAAAUUCCUGAGAUAACUAACAAGAAAAGGAAGUGCCCGUUUGUGGAUAGUGAAUAUGGUACUGAGAGCUGCAAAACGCUGGAGAUUCAUCCCAGUAAUAUGUUUGCUGGAAAUGAAUUCCUUUUGAUGGAUCGUAGCAAGUCUGAAUCUUCCAAAGCAAUGGAUUAUCUUAUGGGAAAAACAAGACAGUACGAUGGUUAUGUGCAGUGCAUGAAUGAAUUCGCCCGCAAAAACUGGGAGCAAAGAGAACUAAUCAGGAAGGUCGUCCGUAAUUCAUACUUGCCUUCCAAGCUGUGACUCGGCUCAUGUUUGAGGUCGAAAAGAGGGAGUGGUGUGACAAACUGGACGAAUUGUAUCAAGUUAUCGAUGGCUAUGAAAAAAACCUUGACGAGGAGCUUGCAAAAAUCGAUAAUAAGUGUACGCAGUUUAAAGUCUACGUUGAUAAGUUGAAAUCAGAGGGAAAUUUUUUACCUGGCAGCUAUCUCUAUCCCCAUCUCGAGUAUUUCCAGAUUUUAGCUAUGAUGGUACAUUCAAGACUAAACUCUGAUUCAGAGGAGAAAUCGGACCUCACCACAGAGUUUUCUUCGCCCUUGAGACAUGAAGAUAAUGAGGGUGUAGUGAAGAAUGAUUAUAAUGAUAUUGAGUAUCUCUUUGACUAAUCUUUGGAGACGGUGAAAUCUUAAAUGCAGCCGGCUACCUGGCUUUUCUCUCUAGAAUGUGCUUCCUGUCAUUUCCAACCAACCUUAAUUGUUCGUGGUUAUGGAUCUUGGAUCUUUUGUAAACCACUGUGUAUAUAUAGCGUAAGUUGUUUGUGGAACCAUCCAAACCCAGCUAAAACUGUGGUAGCAACAAAGGUGAAUGUAAUUUUUUUGCUAACAAGAAGGUGGUGGUCAGGUUCUAUUUUUGAAAGCAUGUUUUUUGUAUACAUGAUUACAUUUUUUG
Molecule: messenger RNA, 1506 nt
Organism: Erigeron canadensis
Lineage: Eukaryota; Viridiplantae; Streptophyta; Magnoliopsida; Asterales; Asteraceae
Exons: 8
Coding region: 79-861 (260 amino acids)
Source: RefSeq, a predicted model, not a curated record